CCUUCUCUCCCAUACAGGAAGCUGGAUUGCCAACCAGCUAGCUGUCAACAAAGGGCAAAACUGUACGAAACCACCAAAUCAAUGCAGAAGUCGGCUUUAUUGCCGGCUUUGAGUUCCAUCUCCUAGGUUUUAUUUCACCGCGCCGCCAGCUGAAUCUUUAACAUGGCGACGACAGCUCAUCUGUUCGAGGAGCCCUUUGAUGCAGAUGAGUACAUUGAAAGGCUGGCAUGGAGGACUCCUGGGGGAGGCUCCAAAGGAGGAGCCGAGGCAUUUGACCCCAAAAGGCUACUGGAGGAGUUUCAGAACCACAUUGAGGAGUUGAAGCAAUUGGAUGAGAAGAUCCAGCGGAAGGUGGAGAAGCUUGAGCAUCAGUGUCAUCGUGAGGCCAAGGAAUUUGCCCACAAAGUUCAAGACUUGCAGAGAAGCAACCAGGUGGCCUUUCAGCAUUUCCAAGAGCUCGACGAGCACAUCAGCUAUGUGGCCACUAAGGUUUGUCACCUGGGGGACCAGCUGGAGGGGGUGAACACGCCUCGCCAGAGAGCUGUGGAAGCUCAGCGUCUGAUGACCUACUUCAACGAGUUCUUGGAUGGAGACCUACGCAGCGAUGUAUUUAACAACCCAGAGAAGAUUAAGGAAGCUGCUGAUAUCAUUCAGAAGCUGCAUCUCAUUGCCCAGGAGCUGCCAUUCGACAGGUUUGCAGAUGUCAAGGCAAAAAUUGCAAGUAAAUACCAUGACCUGGAGCGGCAGUUAAUCCAGGAGUUCACUGCAGCUCAGCGCAGGGGUGAGAUUGGACGUAUGCGAGAGGUUGCAGCAGUUCUAUUACAUUUCAAGGGCUAUGCACACUGUGUGGACGUCUACAUCAAGCAGUGUCAGGAGGGUGCCUACAUGAGGAAUGAUGUGUUUGAGGACACGGCAGUCCUCUGCCAGAGGGUCAAUAAGCAGGUGGGCGAGGUCUUCAGUAGUCCUGAGACUGUCAUGGCCAAACUCAUCCAGAACAUCUUUGAGAACAAAUUACAGGCACAUGUUAAAGAAAAACUGGAUGAAACUCGACACUCAGAUGUAGAACAAUACCUCAAGAAUCUCUAUGACCUUUACACCAGGACCACAGGAUUAGCCACAAAGCUCACAGAGUUCAACCUGGGCUCAGACAAGCAUACAUUCCUCUCCAAGCUGAUUAAGAGCAUUUUUUCUUCAUACUUGGAAAGUUACAUUGACAUGGAGAGAGAAUACCUUCGCACUCGAGGUGCCAUGAUUCUGCAGCGAUACUACGACUCCAAGAAUCACCAGAAACGGCCAGUGGGCGCUGGCAGUAUUCAAGAUCUGAAGGAACGGAUCAGACAACGCACCAAUCUUCCACUGGGUCCUAGCAUUGACACCCACGGAGAGACUUUUCUCUCUCCGGAGCUGGUUGUCAAUUUGUUGCAGGAGACACGCCAUGCCUUUGAGAGAUGCCACAGGCUUUCAGACCCAUCUGACCUGCCCAAGAAUGCCUUCUCAAUCUUCCUGCUACUGGUUGACCACCUUUGUGUAGAACACAUUGAUUACGCCUUAGAGAUUGGCCUCUCAGCAAUUCCCUCACCUGAUGCAAAGAAUGCCAACCUGUACUUCCUGGAUGUGGUUCAGCAGGCGAACUCUAUCUUCCAUUUGUUUGACAAACAGUUUAAUGACCAGCUCAUGCCUCUGAUAAGCUCAUCUCCAAAGUUGGCAGAGUGUUUGCACAAGAAAAAAGAGGUGAUAGAGCAGAUGGAAGUAAAACUGGACACAGGAAUCGACAGAACACUAAACUGCAUGGUGGGCCAGAUGAAGCACAUCUUGGCAACAGAGCAGAAGAAGACAGAUUUCAGGCCUGAGGAUGAAAACAAUGUCAUGAUCCAGUACACUACAGCCUGCUCCAAGGUAUGUGCCUACGUCAGUCGGCAGGUGGAGCACGUGCGGAAGUCCAUGGAUGGGAAAAAUGUGGACACAGUGCUGACGGAGUUGGGCAUUCGUUUCCACCGGCUCAUCCAUGAGCAUCUACAGCAAUACAGCUACAGCUCAAUGGGAGGGAUGCUGGCCAUCUGCGACGUGGCUGAAUACCGACGAUGCGCCAAGGACUUCAGGGUCCCUCUGGUGCUGCAGCUCUUUGACACACUCCAUGCCCUUUGUAACCUCCUGGUGGUUGCCCCUGAUAACCUGAAGCAGGUCUGUUCGGGUGAGCAGCUAACCAAUCUGGACCGAAACCUCCUGCACGCCUUCGUCCAGCUCAGAGUGGAUUACCGUUCAGCUCGACUCGGUAGACACUUCAGUUAAUGACUGUUUCAACACCUCCCUGAGCUCCGUCCAGUAAAUUAUGCUUUGAUGAGAUGAUGCAUCUUGAAGAUACCCAUUACUGCUUCAGUGAAUGCAUCAGUCUGGCCCUAGCAUACAGACUGUACUGGGAUUGCUUUGUGCGUCAUGGAGACAAGGGCCAGUGCUCCUUGAAUGUGUGUAUUUUACCUUUUUUUUUCCAUUGUUUAUUUCUCCAAGCUGAAGAAAUUUAAAUGUCUAUUGACUUCAUUUCAAUUGUUUUUAAAUACUAAUCUAUCACCAAUCCUUAUGGCAAAGAUAUCUGAAAUCUAAGUAAAUGGACAUUACUAAUUUCUAUGGUUAUCUAAAAAGAAACACUUUUUUUUUUUAUUGUGCCAAAAAUAUAAAUUCUGUGGCUGCACCUGUGCACAGAAGUGGACCCGAAAGCUGCUUUAAAGGGAAUCUGUCAACAAUCACGCUGUAAAGUCAAGGCUGUAGUCGCUCUGUGCAUUGCAGACAGCUACCCCUUGUAAUGAACUGUAGGAAACCAGACAGAGACAGCCUGACUAAGCAUGAGAUCUGAGCUCUGUCUGGCUAAGAGAGACACAUGACCACCUCUAUAACCUUUGACCCUUGACCACAAAUUACAGGUCAAGAGGCCAUCUCAGAGAAGUGUGAUCCGAGCUGUAAACAGGUCUGAGAACCUCUCUGUAGGUUCGGGUGGUCUCUUUAUGGCUUAGAUGAUUGGUGUGAUGGGUCACUGAGUAUCUGUCACUGUAAUUGCACAGAUCAACACUUACUCAUCCAGUGGGACACACGGUCCAAAGACAUUGUCAGUCUGAUCUGCAGUGUUUCUGGGUCAGGAGACACUACAGUGUGGACCUCUAAUGAUUAAGGAAACAAGCUAAAAGGGACUUCUUCACACAGGGCUUAUUAGGGAGCUUCUACACUGAGAAAGACAAAGGGUUGUGUACCUAAUGCCCAAAACUGUCUCUUAUACAAAGUCGCUCUCAUUGUACUGCUGUUUACCUUAAUUAGUGACCCAAUAAAAAUCUGUUGCAUUUUA
Molecule: messenger RNA, 3331 nt
Organism: Pelmatolapia mariae (spotted tilapia)
Lineage: Eukaryota; Metazoa; Chordata; Actinopteri; Cichliformes; Cichlidae
Gene: exoc5
Product: exocyst complex component 5
Exons: 18
Coding region: 163-2289 (708 amino acids)
Biological process (GO): Golgi to plasma membrane transport; exocytosis
Cellular component (GO): exocyst; cytoplasm
Source: RefSeq, a predicted model, not a curated record